This is a messenger RNA of Ectocarpus sp. CCAP 1310/34, 4134 nucleotides long. Lineage: Eukaryota; Phaeophyceae; Ectocarpales; Ectocarpaceae. The record is from the annotation of a GenBank genome assembly.
CGGCGCUUGUGGGUAUUGCUUGGAGGACCACAAGUAGGACACACGCACACAAAAGAGGCCUACGACCAACACAACCAAGGCCCCCGGAGAGAUCAGCAGCGGCAAGAAGAAAACCCGACUGCUGUGUGCUAGAUUCAAAUGGUGCUCGGGCAUGGCGUCCAGGCUGCAACUACGGCCGGCGGGGACGCAUCCGCGGGAGUGAAGCGCACUGCGGUAGAGGAUGUCCUGGCAGCUUUGAGCAUGGAAACGUCUGAGGGAAGCAUACCCGACCCAUCCAAGCAUGUGAGACAGAGGAGCAAGAUGCACGAGGUGGAGAUGGACGAGAACAAGGUGGUGAUGCACACACGGCGGGGCAGCACGGCGGUCGGCGUGACCCCCAGCGACCCCUCCGCCAUCGUAGACCUCUUUCAAGAGGUGGAGUCUAUCGGGAGCACCUACUUGCCGCCAGACGAGACCGACUCCGAGGACGAAGAUAGCAGCCACCACAAGGCCGCCGCCGCCUCGGGAUAUUCCGCCGCAGCCUCGAGCGACCCGCCGGGGCAACAGCAGCAGUCGAACGCCGACUCGGCGUCAUCGGUGGGCUCGACCACGAACGAGCAGCAGCACCACGCCUCGUCCGACGAGAACAACGUCUCCGCGCCGGCAGCAGCGGCAGCAGCGGGAGGUUCGCAGAAGCACAGGGUGGGCGUCGCGGGAAAGCUCUGGGCGCAGCAGGAGCAGGAGCCCGAGUCGUCCAAGUCGCCGCCGCCUCCGCCGCCGCCGUCCGACAGCCCCGCCCAGAUGGUAGAGCCGGCCUGGGGAUCGGGCGGCGAUCCGCAGGCCCCGAAACCGUAUUGGCGGCCCACUGACGAGGAGGCGGCGGGGGUGGCUUCGGGCGAGGGGGGCGCUGUGGUUGCGCUCGGUGGGACGGAGGGGGGAGGCGAGGCAAACCGGAAGAGCGGAGAACCCGCUGGAGCAGAGGCUCGAUUAAAAUUGGGUCUCGGUGGGAUGCGACGAGCAGAGGCUGCAUGGAAACUCACGUCGUCAGAGACGCAGAGCCAGCAGCCGGGGCACCAUCAAGAGCAAGCAGCAGCGGCAGGGGUCCCCGAGCUGCCGGUGCGACCGGGUCUUCCUCCCCCGCGAGGGUCUUCCUCAGCGCUGCAGGCGACCUCGGUCAGCGAGUCGGCGCAGGCGCCGCUCCGCCGCAAGACGUCGAUGGGGUCCUUCCAGAAGGGCAUGGGAGAAAGCCUAACGGGCAGGCUUCGCAAGCAGCUGGACAUCCCGGACGCACCGAAGCGGGAGAUCGAUACCAACAUCCCCGUAAAACAAAUACAGAGCUUGAAGUACCUCGCACAGGGAGCAAUGUGCGUGGCGUAUACAGCCCUGCUGAACGGGCAGAAGGUGGUGCUCAAAACCCCGCUGCCGGACACUAGCCACGCGGCGGUUGCCGCCAACGAUUUAGAGGUGGAAAUGCUCCUGCUCAAGGAGCUCCAUCACGACAACAUCGUGAGCCUGCUGGGAGCGGGCUUCCUGCCAGAUGGCCGGCGCUUCGUUGCCCUGGAGUACUUGAGCGGAGGGACUUUGAGCUCUCUGUUGAGAGAGCACAGGGAGAAACCCAUGAGAAUUUCCAAGGUGCUCGACCUGUCGCUGGCGUUGUGUAACGCUUUGGAGUACCUCCACGAUGUGGCGGUGCCUGGACGCAUCGUGUGUCACCGAGACCUCAAGCCGGACAACAUCGGUUUCGCGCAAGACGGCACGUUGAAGCUCAUUGACUUCGGACUGGGAAAGAUCAUCAAGCGCAAGUUCCGCGUGAGGGCGGAGAAGUACCAUAUGACCGGCGGCACCGGGAGCCUGAGGUACAUGGCACCCGAGAUCGCCAACCACCAAGAGUAUAACGAGAAAGGCGACGUCUACAGCUUCAGCCUCAUUAUGUGGGAGAUGCUCGCUGGGACCAAGCCUUUCCUGGGGUUGAAACGGCCGGAUUUCUACAGCCGUGUGGUCGACGAGGGGGAGAGGCCUCCCCUGAACCCGGAGUGGCCGCAGCCCGUGAGACAUCUGCUGGAGAGCUGCUGGCGAACCAACCUCGACGAGCGCCUCAGCUUCAGAGAAGUCGCGGGCAUCCUGAAGGUCUGCGCCGAGGAAGAGAACAGGCGGAGCUUUACGGAGGAGAAGAGAAAGAGCUUGCGCCUUCCCAACAGACGGUCUCGCCUCUGGACGACUACCGGAGCGAGGCCCGACCUCGACGAGAUCUCCGUAGAUCCCCAUUACAAGCCCAAGUUCAAGAUUUCCUCGUUCUUGUCGUCACACCAGAGCACCGGCGGGAGGAAGUCGAAGAUGGAGAAGCUGCGCAACGUGGCGAGAGGAAACAAGGGAAAUCAGGGGUCGGUGAGACGAGCGUCCUCGGACAGCACCGUCAAAGACAUGCGCCGAACAACGAGUAAGCCAUGAUGGUGAUGGUAAUGAUGGUGACGUAUUUGCUGCUGUAGAUGCUGAUAGAUGGAUACCGUCUAGUACGGCGAGGUGGGAGUCCUAGAGAGGAAGGCCGCAGCAGCAGCAGAGGCGUUCGGUCGGGGGUGCCUCGAAUCGGAAAAUUUGGCGUGGGGAGGGGGGGCGGGGCGACAUCGAGCGCUCCGAGGUCGACCACGUCGUUCGGUCGUUGUUGUGGCCGUCCUUGGAGGAGUUUUUCGUACUGUAGCAGGCGUGUCCGACGGUUACAUUACUGCAUGUUAAGGAAAAGUUAACAAGGCGAUUUUCCAGGGGUUGGCUGACGGGGUGUGGGGAGCGGCAGGUUGGAGUGUUGACCCUGCCGGCUGUUCCGUGUUGUAAAUUUUCUGAAAAUCACGGGCCUGUUGUACAUGAUCUUUUUACGGGUGCGCUAGCCGAGUAGUUUAUUCAGCACCGGUGAUGCUGAUUCUGUCUCGCCUUGACGUGUCACCCGCGGAAGUAGCGGGGUCAAGAGUGCUUGAGAGAGAACGUCCAUCAGAAAUGGUGCAUUGGCGGGGGGGGGUUGACUAGCUGGCACGGGCAAUGUCGUUCGCAUGUGAUCUAUCAUAUGCAGGUGUUGCUGUAGUUGGAUCUUGACGUUGGGGUGGGGGCUCGAUGUGAGAGAUCUAUCUGCGGAAUGGUGGUGAGAGAAGUUCGGUCAGAGAUGCCGUUGGUUGUCAAUGACACGGGGGGUUCGUGUUGCGAGGCGUUUUCUACUUCUAGGUUGUAUUUGCUUGAUGUUUUGAAGAUGUUUCGGGGAAUGGAAAUCACGAACGCAUGCGAUUGAUGUAGGGCCCCUCGCAUUGGGCUGCUCUCUUUAAAGGUAAGCACACAUGGGGUUGCAGAUCAUGUAGGCAUGUAGGCAGAGGGGGGACACGUCAUUUAUUGCUCGUCCCGCGUCGACAAGGGUGUUUGUAGCUGUUGGUUGUUGCUGGCGGGCGUGCUCAUACUUCUCAUGUGUCCCUCAUCCUUCGCCCACUGCUGGUUUUCUCUCGUAACCCCGAAAUUGGCGGUGGCGAGUAGCUGAGUCGGUGAUUUGUUUCAGGUAGAGGGCGGUGCUCAUCGAAACAACGGGGGCAUGUUCGGUAGCGUCGGAGAACAAGUGCGGAAAAGCAGGUUGUCUGAGGCCCACUACGACGUUGGCCAAGUUUCGGGCGAUCUCUGUUGAGCAUUCCGACCUUUUUUCUUAUUUUCGUGAUUUUUUUUCAAUCUUGUACACGGCGUUGUUUUUUAGUUUUCUGUUCUGUUUUUGUUUUCCUUUCCUGGCGUGGGGAAGAGCGUCCGGCCGUUUGUCUCGCCCUUCUCUUCCUUCGGUUGUACAAGUACGUAAAGUACGUACCGUAUUCGCACUCUUUUUCGCCCUCCACUAGUCGGUUUUUCUUUUGAUAUUUAUGAAAUGUAGUGGUAGUGGUCCUUUCCAGGACUGUCUGCUUGCAUCCGGUUUUCGGCUGGGGUACAUCUAGCUUGCGGUGCGAAUUGUGGAAGGCUGACGAAGACCACAGGCGCGUGUCCCAUGGGGAUGUACAGUAGCAGCAGUAGUGAGCCAACCCCCUCGCGCUUGGGACGUUUUCACCUCGCGAGGACAUUGAUCUGCCAUUUAGUGAUAUUAUGAUCCAUCCAUGUGGAAUGAAAAUAUGACAUACAUAUGCGCCACAACCUGUUGUGCAGCGU